Messenger RNA from Phragmites australis (common reed), 1972 nucleotides. Its product is annotated as GTP diphosphokinase CRSH1, chloroplastic. Gene Ontology annotation, biological process: guanosine tetraphosphate metabolic process. The record is from RefSeq and is a predicted model, not a curated record. Gene Ontology annotation, molecular function: calcium ion binding. The coding region runs from base 96 to 1811 and encodes 571 amino acids. Lineage: Eukaryota; Viridiplantae; Streptophyta; Magnoliopsida; Poales; Poaceae. The transcript has 4 exons.
GCCCCCCCGCGAAAAUCCACACAAACCACCACCCCACGUAACUGCCACGUAACCACCCCCAAUCCAUCGCCAGAGCGAGCGGGGCCCACCCAGUCAUGGCGACCGCUGCUGCUGCCACCGUCGCCGCCGGCGGCCGCCCCUACCGUCGUGCCCGCCCUCGCUGCGGCCCACCUCGCCUGCAGCGGUUGCGCCUCCCUGCCGCCGCCGCCGCCGCCCCGUCUUCCCAGCCCGCUCCGUCCGCGUCGUUGACCCCGCCGGAGGGCGGCGGGCGGCUAGUGGCGGAGCUGGUGGGCGCGUUCAACGAGCUCACGGAGCGUAUGGGGGAGGAACUGGCGACGUCCUCGUCGUCGCGCCUGCUCUUCCUUGCGCUGAAGCUGGCUCUCCCCGCCCUCCGCGACGGCGACGGCGGCAGGGCGCUCGCACGCGCCCUCGCCGUCGCCGCCUCCCUCGCCGACCUCCAGAUGGAUGCUGAAGUCAUAUCAGCUGGCAUACUAAGGGAAGCCCUGGAUGCAGGAGCCAUAAGCAUGAGGGAUGUAAAAGCUCAGAUUGGGAUUAGCACAGCUCAUUUGCUGCAUGAGAGCUUAAGGCUUAAGCAUGCUCCUUCAAAGCUUGACGUAUUGGAUGAUGAAAGCGCAAGCGCAUUGAGAAAGUUUUGCCUUUCUUACUAUGACAUCCGUGCGGUAAUAUUGGAGCUUGCACUGAAGCUUGAUAUGAUGAGACACCUUGAUUUCCUCCCAAAGUAUCUGCAGAGGAUAAAGUCUCUCGAAGUCAUGAAGAUAUAUGCCCCACUUGCCCAUGCCAUUGGAGCGGGUAAUCUAUCACUAGAGUUAGAGGAUCUUUCAUUUCGGUACCUGUUUCCUCAUUCAUAUGACCAUGUUGAUCAAUGGUUGAGGAGCCAAGAAACUGAGAGCAGGCUCUUGAUAGACGAGUACAAGGAGCAGUUGCUUCAAGCAUUGAAAUCUGAUGAGGAGUUGAACCGGAUUGUGCAGGACAUCUCAAUUCAAGGGAGAUACAAAAGCCGUUUCAGUACUAUGAAGAAGCUAGUAAAAGAUGGCCGGAAACCAGAAGAAGUUAACGACAUACUAGGUUUGCGGGUAAUCUUGGAGCGUCGAUGUGACGGUAACUCAUCAGAUUGGGGGUCCAGAGCUUGCCACAGGACACAUGAAAUCAUUCAAGCUCUCUGGAAGGAAGUCCCAGGUAGGACAAAAGAUUAUAUCACUCGGCCAAAAGAAAAUGGUUACCAGAGCUUGCAUGUGGCCAUCGAUGUAAGUGAACCUGGGAUGACGAGGCCACUAAUGGAGAUACAGAUACGCACCAAGGAGAUGGAUAGAUUCGCUGUUGGUGGAGAGGCGUCCCACUCUCUCUACAAAGGCGGUCUUACCGAUCCUGGAGAGGCUAAAAGACUCAAGGCAAUUAUGUUGGCUGCAGCAGAGUUAGCAGCUCUGCGCCUUCGUGACCUACCAGCUAGUGAUCAAGUAAGAGGCGACUGCAAGAACCGGGCUUUUUGCCUGCUUGAUAAAAACGGGGAUGGGAGGAUCAGCAUCGAGGAGCUCACCGAGGUCAUGGAAGAUCUAGGUGCGGGGGGCGAAGAUGCAACAGAGCUCAUGCAUCUUCUUGAUGCAAACAGCGAUGGCUCCUUGAGCUCCGAUGAAUUCGAGUCGUUCCAGAAACAGGUUGAACUGAUGAGAAGCUUGGAGGACGAGGAUGAUCACUACAGGAAGAUCUUGAAAGAGAAGCUGCAUACGAUCGACAGCGCAGGUCUCAUUCAAGUCUACCGAAAAGAGCUGGGUGACAAACUGCUUGUGAGCUGAAUUGGAACUUAUCAACUUAACACAACCUACCAGACCACCAUCUUGUUGUAGUUUCGCAUAUAUACUGCACCGAGAAGUGAUAUCAUCACUGAAUUGUAAAUACUCGUUGAAUGUACAUGGUGUUGUAUGUGAUUCAGAAAAGCUGAGUGAUUGUUUGUUGA